AUGUCCACAGUAACCAUCCUUCAACCACCACCAGCGUCCAGACCCAUCACUACGGCUCCCUCAAUUCCCUUCCAAUCUACGUGCCAACAAUGCGGCGCCGAUGUGUCGUACGCCGCCGCCAGCGCAGCAGCUGAAGAUGCCCAGAGGAGAAUAUCAGAGCUCGAGGCACAAGUCCGCAUCUUGACCGGGAAAGCCACCGCAGCAGUCGAUAAACUAGCAGACUACGAAGACCAACUUCACCAGCUCAAAUCCACCGCAUCUGCUGGUGGGGCAAAAGAACGCUCCUCCCCCCACCUUGCACCAGCACAUCCUCUUUCACGCUCCACCUCCGCAGAACCAUCCUCGAAGCCUCUCCACACCACGAACGGCACCUCCGCUGACUCUACAUCCAACAACAACAAAUCCCGCCUCCCCUCCCGCCUUCAAAACCUGCUCCGCCCUCCCUCCGCGCCAGCGACACAAAAUACUUUCCCAGCCUCUGCACGCAAUCCACCUCCUAUACCACCAACACCCAACAUCGCUCCGACCGACUCUCCAGAAAACCUACGCGUGCUUCUGCAUAACGAGUCGCAAAUACGAGCGUCUCUAGAGCAACAACUCAACCAUAAUCAGUCCGAGCUGGAGGAGCUGAGUAGCCAGCUGUUUACGGAAGCGAACGAGAUGGUAGCACAAGAGCGAAAGGCCAGAAAGAAGCUGGAGGAUCGAGUCGAGGUGUUGGAGAGGCGUGACAGGGAGAAGGCAGAGCGAUUGGAGGAGCUGAGGAAGCGGGUUGGUCGAGUGGAGAGGGUGAGAGGGUUACUCGGGGAGAAAUAG
Messenger RNA from Bacidia gigantensis, 813 nucleotides. RefSeq lists its product as uncharacterized. The transcript has 2 exons. NCBI's taxonomy places the organism in Eukaryota, Fungi, Ascomycota, Lecanoromycetes, Lecanorales, Ramalinaceae. Gene Ontology annotation, cellular component: Golgi to plasma membrane transport vesicle; cell tip. The record is from RefSeq and is a predicted model, not a curated record. Bases 1 to 813 code for a protein of 270 amino acids. Gene Ontology annotation, molecular function: guanyl-nucleotide exchange factor activity. Gene Ontology annotation, biological process: exocytosis.